This is a messenger RNA of Colossoma macropomum (tambaqui), 1691 nucleotides long. Its product is annotated as organic solute transporter subunit alpha-like. The record is from RefSeq and is a predicted model, not a curated record. The transcript has 9 exons. Lineage: Eukaryota; Metazoa; Chordata; Actinopteri; Characiformes; Serrasalmidae. Gene Ontology annotation, biological process: transport. Gene Ontology annotation, molecular function: transporter activity. The coding region runs from base 266 to 1258 and encodes 330 amino acids.
CUGGUGAGAAAUGCCAUGAUGUAACCUCAGGAGAUGGAGAUUCUACACUAGUCAUCAGAGGUCUCUCCAUGAGUGGGUUUUGUUGGAACAUGAUUUAGGGUAGGACUGUUGGACUGGCGCACUAUUUGAGGUGAAGUUUACAUCGUUCAGCGCUGGAAGGCUUCCCUCCUCGAUCAGUCAGCUGGAUUCAUCAAGUCUGGGGAAUCUACACUUCAUUACUAGCUCUUCUCCUUUCCACUGAGAGGGACUUUAGUCAGUCUUUGAAAUGGAUGAUUUGAACGGAACUAUCAAUCCAAGAUGUUUAGGGGAUCGCCCGCUGACUGUGGAGGUCAUUAAUUACUUAAGUUUGUUCGGGAUUGCUCUGUACACCAUCCUCACAUUCAUGACCUUGGUGUCGAUUAUAGUGUAUUUAGAGAUGUGUGUGUACAUCUACAAAAAAGUGCCCUACCCAAAGAAGACCAACAUCAUAUGGAUCAUUGGAGCUGCACCAGUCAUUUCUACCAUGUGUUGCCUUGGACUGUGGAUCCCGAAAGCCACUAUGUUCACAGAUAUGACUUCUAACUCAUACUUUGCUAUCGUAAUCUACAAGUUUCUAAUCCUCUUGUUCGAGGAGUGUGGGGGCGAAGAGGCCUUCCUGAGGUUCUCUGAGAAGAAGACGAUCAAGGUUAGCACGGGACCCUGCUGCUGCUGUUGCCCCUGUCUGCCCCCAGUGCCUAUUACACGGCGCUUGCUGUUCCUGCUAAAGCUGGGGUCUCUGCAGUACGCCAUUCUGAGGACCGUGUUCUCCAUCUUCUGUAUUGCAUUAUGGGCCAAUGGAAUCUUUGAUAUUUCAACUCUGAGUAUAUAUGGAGUUGCACUUUGGAUAAACUUAUUUGUAGGAGUGCUGACAAUCAUUGGCUUGUGGCCUAUAGGAAUCAUGUUCAUGCAUGUACGCAACACACUGCGCACCGUCAAGAUCAUGCCCAAGUAUGCCAUGUAUCAGCUGGUCUUUGUUCUGAGCCAGUUACAGGCAGCCAUUAUCAAUAUCCUGGCCGUUAAUGGCGUCAUUGCCUGCUCACCACCCUUCUCCUCCGUUGCCCGAGGAUCUACGUUUAGUCAGCAGCUAAUGAUUGUGGAGCUGUUCGUCAUCACGCUGGUGACCCGGAUGCUGUACCGACGCAUGUAUGAGCCGGUCAACCUGGACCCGCGUGAGAACGACAACGAGAUGAACGUUAAGAUCAGCCUGUGCCCUAACUCAGUGGAGGAGCACACAGCCUGAUAGAGAGAGAGAGAGAGAGAGAAAGAGAGAGAGAGAUCUAUUUAUGAAAUGUAUCAAUGCCUUUUUAAAAUGCUUUGUUGAAAAAGUGUUAUAGUGUAUCAAUAUUUCUUAUAGCAGUGCUAUAAGUUUAAGCACAAGUCUUAAGUGCAUAUGUGCCUCACUUUUUUAUAUGUUCACUAGUUCAGGAAAUAACUUUUCUUAUAGAAUGAUCACUUCACUUUAUUGCUUGCCUUCCAGGCCUUAAUUUCCAACCAGGGAUCAGGGUUGAGACAUAACAGAAUUAUUGGGCAUACAUAUUCUGAAGUUUAAUAUCGGUAUUCAGUCCAAGUUAUAUUUUGUAAAGGCAGUAUUCAGAAUACACUUACCCUUUACAUUUUUAUGAGAACACUACCCAUUAAAUUAAAAAAAAAGCCUGAGUAGACUGAAAAACAAU